ACCGGAGAAUAUCAAUCAUAUUAUUCCUCUUGUAAGCCGCCGCUAGGCGUUGUACACAAACACCCGAUAUAGUGAAGUUCUUGCUGGCUGGCGCCCGUGAUUUUUACCCUUCGCAUUGGAGAGGUUUUCCACAUUAAAUCCUCGUGUUUUUCUACAGUUUGAUCUUUCUAUUUUUCAUCGUUUUGUUCGCCGUCGCUUCUAACAGCAAGAACAUAUAGCUAGCAAAGAGAGCGGCUGAGGUCGUCCUCGUCGUCCGAAAAGCCAACGUUGGCCUUUGGCCAUGGCCGGAGAAGGAACGGGAACCGGCGGCGAGCCGGAGAUCACGCUGGAGCACACGCCCACAUGGAUCGUGGCCGCCGUUUGCUCCGUCAUCGUUGUCAUCUCCCUAGUCUUCGAGCGGCUGCUCCACGGCCUUGGCAAGAGGCUGAAGAAAGGCAGCAAGAAGCCGCUGUACGAUGCCCUCCUCAAGAUCAAAGAAGAGCUGAUGCUGCUAGGGUUCAUCUCGCUCCUGCUCAGCGUGUUCCAGGGCGCCAUGCAGAAGAUAUGCGUCCGGGAGAGCAUCAUGCACCACAUGCUUCCCUGCCCGCUGCCGCCGCGUGCCGGUGUCAAGUACGGCGCCGCAGCGUUCACCGGCGUGCUGGGUGGCGCGAGGAGGCUCCUGGCUGGAGGAGGUGCCGCCAGUGACUACUGCCAGAGAAAGGGCAAAGUUCCAAUUCUCUCGGUUGAAGCUACGCAUCAGUUACACAUAUUCAUCUUUGUCUUAGCAGUCACACAUGUGGUUCUCAGUGCUAUUACAGCUAUUCUUGGAAUCGCACAGACCAGAAACUGGAGACGGUGGGAAGAACAGAUCCAACUCAAUAAUGACAGUGAUCCACAGAUGAUCAAACACGUGCAAGAAUUCAAAUUUAUUCGAGAUCACGUUAAAGGGCAUGGUAAACGUUGGAAAAUACAUGGCUGGCUGAGGUCGUUCUUCAAACAACUAUACUGGUCAGUCACUGAGGAGGACUAUACAGCCAUGCGGCUUGGCUUCAUAACGAAACAUUGCAAGGGGCACCCGAAAUUCAAUUUUUACAAGUAUAUGAUUAGAGCAUUUGAGGCUGAUUUCAAAAAAGUUGUUGGUAUAAGUUGGUACCUUUGGGCUUUGCUAGUGGCAUUGUUACUAUUGAACGUCCAUGGAUGGAACGUCUACGUAUGGUUGUCGUUAGCCCCUCUCAUUUUGCUACUUGUGGUUGGAAGUAAGAUGGAACAUAUCAUUACUGAGUUGGCUGUCGAAGUUGUCCAGAAACAUACAGCAAUAGAAGGGGACGUGGUUGUCGCUCCUUCAGAUGAUUUCUUUUGGUUCCACCGGCCUAAAUUAGUCCUCCUCUUGAUACACAUUGUUCUGUUCCAAAAUGCAUUUGAGAUUGCAUUCUUCUUUUGGCUGUGGGUAUCAUUUGGAUUCAAAUCAUGCAUUAUGGGAAAAUCAGGAUAUUCUCUUGCUCGACUUAUAAUAAGUGUCAUCAGCCAACUACUUUGUGGUUAUAGCACACUGCCUCUCUACGCUAUCGUCUCUCAUAUGGGAAAUUCGUUCAAGAAAGCCAUAUUUGACAAUAACGUAUCUGAAGGACUUGUCAACUGGGCUAAAAAAUGUAACUAGUUUACUUUAACUAAAAUACCCUGCGGACUGUCCGCGCCCAAGUGGCGGACUGUCCGCCGUACUAUCCUACCAACCCGACAGAGGCAACAACUUCUCUGGAACUCUUUCCCAAUCUACCUGCGGACUGUCCGGCCACCCCUGGCGGACCGUCCGCAGUUCAAGUACUCAACCCACCAGAGGCGAAAACGUCUCUGGACAAUUUCCUAGACUCUACUGCGGACUGUCCGCGCCCAAGCGGCGGACCGUCCGCAGUUCACCCCUGCGAACCUCCAGAGACGACAUCGUCUCUGGAACAAAUUCAAGCCUCAACGGCGGACCGUCCGCUCCCCUAUAGCAGACUGUCCGCAGUAAAUCCUGCAAAAACAACCAGAGGCAACAUCGUCUCUGGACAAAAACUAACCUGACCGGCGGACCGUCCGCGCCUCCCAGGCAGACCGGCCGCGACACCUAAUUUCUAACCCUCGCCCCAGGCGGCAGCAAGGGCGGCGACGACGGCGGCGGCCGUACUCCUGCUCCGGCGACACGCCAUGGAAGGGGAAAAAGGCUGUGAAGCAUAAGAAACUCACCACGAAUCCAUUCUCGCGGUCGGUUCGAGUGGAGGGCGACCGGAGAGGCGGAUCGGCGGUGGAACUGAGCUUCAACACCUCCAAUGGCGUCCGGCGGUGGUGGGAAGGAUUCCGGCCGUGAGGAGCCGGUCUGGAGGUUUGGGAAAGUGGAGGAGGGGCUAGGGAAGGUACUCACGCAAGGAAUCGAGUUAGGAUGGCCGGAAGGGGGAGAUCGAGGGGAGGGGGGCGACGUCGAGGCGAGCGGUCUAGCUUUGCUCCGUUCUGGACGAAAUGAGAAGGAAGAGAGAACUGACCAGCGGGUCCCACAUCUGUCCAGAUAAAUAUCUGGCGAUGCCUCGCGGACUGUCCGCGAGUCAGGUGUUACAAUCAGGACUUCAAAACAAAUUCCAUGAAUGUGGCCCUCAAAUUAAACAGGUGAAGCAUAGAUUUGAAUGUUAAUAGCAUGAGAGGUAUCAAAAACGAAAUCAGAAAUUCUCAAAGAUGAGGGCAAAAAAUGUCUUGGCAUACUGCGGUUAAGCAAUCUCUAUAAUGUCUCUAUAUUGGGGGCUCUCAAAUCAAAUGUGUGAGGGGGAAUCAAACUAGUAUGCUUCGCAUGCGCAUGGUCAUGCAAUGUCUCCACUAUACUUCCCGCUCCUCAUUGGUGCCAUCCUAAUUCCUAACACCAACGCACAUCGAACUCAAAAUGUGAGACGUGAAAAAAAUCCGGGCGUUCUCAUGGCACGAAGCGCUGUUACGGAAACAGACGGGUCCAAUUUCCCCUAACCCCCUAAUAAUAAGUGCAGAAUUUUAUUGGAUUAAGGCAGCUGAGUGUCAAGCUGUACACAAAUCCGUUGUAGUCUAGCUGGUUAGGAUACUCGGCUCUCACCCGAGAGACCCGGGUUCGAGUCCCGGCAACGGAAUUUUUUGGUUUAUGUGCCUGUGCAACAUAAAAGCCCACAGCGCAAAUUUUUGUCUAUAUUAUAUUUCUGUCAAUUCUCCAAAUAAUGUGUGUAAUAAUUUCACCUCACUACGGUACAAAACACUGUAAUCAUACUGUCCGUGUGUAUGUGUAAUCAUACAAACCUUUGUUUUGGAUGAUGAUAAUCUGAUAAAAAGAGCAUUCUAAAUUUCUAAUGACCAGAUUAUUCAGAGCACCUCUGCUUCUACUUGCAAGGCCCGGUGUUUCGAUAGUCACCUCAAACAGUCUGGUGGGCAGUAGUUUCCUCCUAUCCUGUCCUCCAAAAAGCACAAACUAACUCGAUGUCCUAUUGGACUCCACUUUUUUUAAAAAUUUAGUCCCUGGACACGAUAGACGAGGUCCCACAGAUUGUUCUCCUGUCUUCCCUCUUGAGGUGUUCCACCAGCCCCGAUGUA
Panicum virgatum (switchgrass) is the source of this 3555-nucleotide messenger RNA. Its product is annotated as MLO-like protein 1. Gene Ontology annotation, biological process: defense response. Gene Ontology annotation, cellular component: membrane. Bases 281 to 1636 code for a protein of 451 amino acids. NCBI's taxonomy places the organism in Eukaryota, Viridiplantae, Streptophyta, Magnoliopsida, Poales, Poaceae. The record is from RefSeq and is a predicted model, not a curated record. The transcript is spliced from 14 exons.